This is a messenger RNA of Suillus bovinus, 1275 nucleotides long. RefSeq lists its product as uncharacterized. The transcript has 12 exons. The coding region runs from base 1 to 1275 and encodes 424 amino acids. The record is from RefSeq and is a predicted model, not a curated record. Lineage: Eukaryota; Fungi; Basidiomycota; Agaricomycetes; Boletales; Suillaceae.
AUGUGUCGGAAGUAUGACAGAUUGUCGGUCAAAGGAAAAGAGCAGAUAGAUAUUUUGCAAUACAAUGAAGUACUACUAAUAUCCAAUGACUUCCAUCCUACUACUGAGCAGGGAAAACAAGUCAAAAGGAGUAAAUGCGCACCUAGUGGGGAUAGAUGCUACUGGACAGGACAUAGGGAGGACUGGUCCGAUGCGUGGGAAUGUCGGGUCGGGAUUGGACAUGCGUCGGACUGUCAGAAAUAUCAAAAUAGCUGGUUCCAAGCCCAGCGCCACAACCAUCAUUACACCGGCACAGUCAGAAGAAUAACUUUCCAGGCACAUAUCCAGCACACUGGCGCACUGCAUGUUGGGCAACAUUUUGGGGCAGCACUAUUCUUCAGCCUUUACCAUCAGAACAGUAAUUUGCUCACUGGGUCCCCAACAUUCCCAACCAUGCCACCUCGCCGAUGUGCUCUCAACACAUUCCAGACUUCAUCCCCUGCUGCUGUAGAUCCCCCCAUAAACACCCCGCAGACUUCAUCCCCUGCUGCUGUAGUUCCCCCCAUAAACACACCCCAGACUUUAUCCCCUGUCGCUGCAGCUCCCUCCGCUGCAUCCACCCUCACUACAGCUCCCCAUGUUGCAAACUCAAAGGCCCACCACAAGGCUUUGAGGCAGUACAGCUUGCAGGACUGGUCCAAGCCGCACGCCAUGGGACGUCAAACAAAACAGCUAGGAUCGGAGGUGCACCAUUUUUUUUACCAAAGACACAAUGUCAGGGCAGCGCAUAUGUGCACCCUGUGUAAAGAAGAUUCAUCACAUGAUAUUGCUGAAUACAGCUCGUUGACUACCAUGGGCACUCUUCACGGUCAUCUGCUCAAAAUUCACUUGCGUGUUUAUAUAACUGCACUUGAGCGACACAAUCUAAAAGUUGGGGCAAAAGAAGUUCGAGAUCUUCUUGAUAUAGGCUGGACUCUCGCACAGAUAGGUCAAGAGCUUGACCAGAACCCAGAUAAGCUUCUUGAGUCAUUUGGUUCCCCCCCCGGUGGUAAGCAUCUUGGUUUGCAACCCAGGACAGGGGUGUCGGCACUUGCAGAUGAGAUACCAGAUUAUACCAUUGAGGAGAUGCAUAGGCAACUUGUCAAAUUCAUUGUGGUCGAUGACCAGGUGAUGAAUGUAAUAGAAUGCCCUGAGUUCCCUCGCUUACUUCUACUUCUGUGGAAAGAUCUAUGGGAGUGCGACAUCCCUCAUUGGACGAAGCUACCAAGAUCUGGCCAUAAGUGUAUGACUGUUUGA